This is a messenger RNA of Lethenteron reissneri (Far Eastern brook lamprey), 2007 nucleotides long. It is a transcript of the gene TEX264, whose product is annotated as testis expressed 264, ER-phagy receptor. The record is from RefSeq and is a predicted model, not a curated record. Gene Ontology annotation, biological process: reticulophagy; protein-DNA covalent cross-linking repair. Gene Ontology annotation, cellular component: autophagosome membrane; endoplasmic reticulum membrane; nucleus. Lineage: Eukaryota; Metazoa; Chordata; Hyperoartia; Petromyzontiformes; Petromyzontidae.
GAUCACGACAGCUGCCGCAAACGCGACACGUCGCCGCCGCAUCCCCCUUGCCUUCUGUCAUUAAACUCCUCCUCCCCCGCAGCGCCUCCAAAUAACAAACAAACAACAAUCGCCAGCAAACGGUAAUUCCCCACCAACCACAAAACCCACCUAUGAACCCACCACAUACCAAUUGCAUUUCGUAGACCGAACGCGCAGAAGCGCGCUGUGAUUGGUGGGCGCGGGCGCGAGGUGGCCCAACGCGCGCCUCCCAUUGGUCAGCGUCUGCGCGCGCAGCCAACGGGCACGCGCUUCGCUCCGCCGCGCGCUUAAGCGCUCCAGUAAAUACAAACGGUGGCAGCGGAUAGCAACAACAAGCCCCCCCAACAUCGACCCAUCGUCGUCUUUCUCUCGCCGCCGUCGCAGUCACCGCCGCCGUCGUCGUCGCCGCUUCUCAUGGAGGACUGGGCGCUGCUAUCGCUCAUCGCGGCGCUCCUGCUGCUGCUGCUCGGCUCGCUGGUGGGCGUAGCGCUCCACUCGGGGCUGUGCGCCGCCGUGGUGGUGCGUACCGGGUCUCCGCCCGUGCGCGGCCUCACCGUCGCCUACAAGUACUGUGUGGGGCCCUACCGACAAAGCGGCCGCCUCUACACAGAGGCGGCGAGCAUCGCGCCCACGCUGCGCUCCAUAGGAGUCUACUACGACGACCCCGCGCAGGUGUCCCCAGAUAAGACCCGCUAUGCCGUGGGCAGCAUCCUGAGCGAGGGAGGAGAGGCCCCGUCGGAGGACCUGUGCAAGCUCUUCGAAAAAUUCGGCUUCCGGAUCGUCUCCUUCCCGGAGGUUACGCACGUGGUGAAGACCACGUUCCCGUACACCACCUUCCUCUCCAUCUUCCUGGCCAUCUACAGGGUCGGCCCUGCGCUGGGCAGCUACAUCAAGGAGCGCAAGCUGUGCGCGCACCCCUGGGUGGAGAUCUACUGGGACGAUGUCAUCCACUACUUCUGCCCGCUGGCCAAGCAGGUGCAGUUCUACGUGCCCGAGAUGGAGGAGGCAGCGCGGCAGCAGCGCGAGGAGGCGCCGCGCGCAUCCGACGAGGCCACGGGAGACACGUCGAGCGAGGCCAGCUCCUUCACCUGCGACUCGGGCACCAACGCCACGCGGGACAGCGUCUCCACGGUGACGCGGGACAGCGUCUCCACGGUGACGCAGGGCAGCGAGAGCCAGGCCUUCGCUCCCCGCGGGCCGGAGAGCGAAAGCGGUGACAGAAAGGAGGAGGACGAGGGGGAGGAUUACGACGAGGAAGCGGGCGCAUCGCUGUCGGCCUUAGCGGCCGCGGCGGCAUUGGCCGCGAGCAUCGGGGCGGUCGGCAAGGCGGCGCGGGACGCGGACGGGGACGACAACAGCGACCGGAGCGAGUCGGGGGCGAGCGGAUCCUCCUUCGAAGAGAUCACCGGAGAGGAGGACGGCGACAAGACGGAGGCGCGAGCCAAACCCGCGACCCCGCAGAAGGACACCGCAACGGAGCCUCCCGAGCUGCCGGAGGUGCUGGCUGAGCUGUAGGAGCGUUCUCGCCUGCUCGCCUGCUCGCUCGCUCGCUCGCUCGCAACGAGCACAUGCGCACACACACGCACACGCACGCGCGCGCACGUAUCUCCAUCGCAGUUAAUUUUCGCAGGGGACGAGUUAGAAAAUUGUAGUGCGUAUACCUGCUUUUUAUUGUUUAAACGAAACUGCAAAAUACAUUUUUUGUCAGUCUUAUUUGCCCAGCGAGUGAGGGUCUUGCUUACAAUGAUGUUGAUGUGCCAGCAAGGGAUCCUAAACAAGUUCCUAACAAGGGAUACUAUGCUCACACAGUGUCUCUUAGAGAUUUCAACUUUGAGAUCUAUAAGAGACACAGAAUAAUACCUUUCAAUUUAUGGGGUUAAUGUAACAAAACAUCAAUAAACCCUUUCCCGUUCCAAGACGUCUGCAAGUUGCAGGGUGGGUCCCGCUCACCGCUGAAUCUCGGAACGUGCAAGCGGUUAGCGUUAA